GACAGUGACGGCUUACAAGUACUUCAACGAGGACGUUGCACACGCAUUUCAGAAGGGCGUGCUAUACCUGAAUGAACAAACUGGUCUUGUACAGUGGCAGUGUGGCAGCAAUAUCACGUGUUGGCACGGUUCGUGGAAUUUCGGGGAUGGCACUUUCAGUAUAUAUUUCGACAGCCGUGCUGGUCUUCGCCCCGACAAGAACAAUAUCAUCUUGAAGUCCUCGUUCCUGUUCGAGACUGGAG
This is a messenger RNA of Prorocentrum cordatum, 242 nucleotides long. Lineage: Eukaryota; Dinophyceae; Prorocentrales; Prorocentraceae. The record is from the annotation of a GenBank genome assembly.